GUGGAAACACUGGAAACCCAUCGUGGUUCCCCUUUCAACGCCGCUGGAACCAAGAAACCUUCUUUUGUUCCCAUCUCAAAUUGCAAGAAUGUGACAAAGAAAUCCCUGGAGCUUGGACUCUGAAGCUGCGAAAGCCGAGACAAGGCUGAGAUGACGGUCGCACGAGCUGAGGCUGUGCCAGGCUGUCCGCCUGCAGGUCGGAGCGAAAUGGCCCCCUCAUUUAACUGAAGCACCUGCGCUCGUCCGUUUGAGAUCUUCUCCUGCACCUCCAAAUCACUGGCCAUCAUGGCUUCCGAAUCGAACAGUAAUUCGUAUCGGUUGCCGCCGCUGCCAAACUACCUCUCCUCGUGGAACAACCCAUUCGACCUGGGCGACCGCGCGAAUAUCCGCUACGAGUCCGCCGCUUCACACGAACACGAACACGAGCAGGAGCCGGAGCCGGGACACAAGCACGAACCACCCGUUGGCCUGGGAAUCAGCGACAGCCAGCCAUCGCCCUCCUCCCUCCCCAACCAUCCAACGCACUCCCGCACCGUGAGCUACGACGACACAGCGACCCUCGGUCGGUCGCCUAGUAACCGCGCUUCCUCGCGCUUCGCCGGCUCCGAUGCUGCUCUGCUCGGCGAGCACUCCCCGCCGCUCAAAUGUCCGACCACAAAAACCAUCGUCCACCGCCGACUGGGCUGGGUCCCGGUCACUAUCCUCGUCCUCGGCUUUUACUCUACCCUUGUCUCCGGUCUAUACCUCGUCGUCGCGUUCCUGAAACCUCGAUAUGGAAAGGGCGUGGGAGUGGAUGGAAAACUGGCACCGUCGACGGCGAGUCUGCUCAGUACGCUGUUUGCAAAGACGGUUGAGCUGGCAUACGUGACCGUUUGCGUGGCGUUUCUGGGACAGGUUCUUACUCGUCGGGCAAUCACAAGAGGGUCCAAGGGGAUAUCGAUCGCAGAUAUGAGCAUGCGGACGUGGAUUAUGCAGCCGGGGUCGAUGAUCGUCCACUGGGAAAGCCUUCGAUAUUCGGGCUGGACAAUCCUCGGGGCGAUUACAUUGACCGCAACGAUAGUCGCGAUGCUGUAUACCACCGCUGCCGAAGCUCUAGUGACCCCCAAACUCCGGAUGGGCCCUUUCGAAGAUCGCAUGCUCGUCGGAGAUGUCCACGCCUCGUUCGCCAAUACCAUAUACCUCGCGAACAACUGUCAGACGCCGGUUGCCCUGGCAUCCGACUCAGACUACCGCAACCUCACCUGCCUGGAUAUGCAGCACGCCGGCCAGGCGUACCAUAACUACCAGGCUUUCCUCCACGCGUGGAGCCUCGCGACCGAAGGGAAUUGGUCAAGUUUAACACAGUUGUCGUCUCGACCUCGUCCGGUCGGCUCCGUCAACGAUAAUACCACGAUGACGGGAAGUUGGAUUGAGAUGCAGAAUAUGACGGCGCUCUCGGAGAAAUAUGGUCGCAUUGUGCACAAUGUGACAGCUGCGAUGCCGCAUGGAGGGAUUAUAGGCGCCGCAAAUCACCCUGAUAACGACAUUACCCAACCGAGAGAUCGGUCGGGCGAGGGAAACUAUGACCUGGAUGCAUCUGUCCCAUCGCCAGCGGUCAACGUGCUUUGUGUGGGCAUGACAAAGACCGAGCUAAAGCCCAUCGUUUAUGACGAGUGGCCAAACACGGAGGGCAAAUUCGAUCCAGUAACAUGGACGACCGAGGUGCCCGGUAAUGUCCCGCCUCCUGCCGACUGGCACAAUCGCACAGUUGUGGACGAUAUCUUUGGCUUUGGACCCGACUAUCCUGGCUACUAUGCGCCCAUCUUUGGAAAACUCCCGAAGCCGCACAACACUAUCCUCAACGUCACUGGCCAAUACCUUCCGGGCGCGAUCUACCUCCUCGGGGCGGCCCCGGAGGAUGUCCAGCCACCGUAUGUUCUUUGCUCACUCCGAGCAAAACAGUCGCCUGCGUGCUCAACCCAGUACAAAGCCACAGCCACCGGUUCGGAGCUUAGCACAAGGUGCGAAGACGGUCACUCGCUCCAGUACAACGUUCGCAAUCCUGAUACCCCGACCGAAAUCUGGACACCCGACUGGAAAAGCAUCGCGUCGGAGUGGGCCUUCACUAUUUCUCUGAACGCAGGUAUCACAGAUGGGGCGUCCAUGAACGCCCGCCUUCUCAUGCAGUUCUUCCCCAAGACUCCGUGGCUAGACCCGAACCUUCCUUCCAUCAGCGAAGCCCUGGCAGUCCUAGCAGGAAACACGCUCCUCAUGAGCUCUCAGAACGCCCCAUUCGUCCAUUUCUGGAACUAUACUGCCCAUGAGGCUCCGGAUAACAUCCUCCCCGAGCCAGUCACGCAAUCCUUCAACGCAACCCUCCGCUCGGUCGAGUACGCCUCCGGCGGUACCCAACGGUGGCAGGGCAUCUUCUACCCAAUCCUCAUCUUCGCCUUCAUCACCAGCGCCCUCUGCCUCGCCUUUCUAAUCCUCGAAGUCCGCGGCAAGCAAAUCACCGACUUCACCGAACCGCAAAACCUCUUCGCGCUGGCCAUGAAUAGCCCCUCCACAUCUCGUCUGCAAGGAGCCUGCGGCUCCGGACCCGAGGGACGGCAGCUGAAAGAGCGCUGGUACGUGGCGAUGGAGGAACACGAUGAGCAUUAUUAUAUCCAACCCAAGGCCGAGGAGAAUACGCCGAGGGUGUCGAUUCAUCGCAGUCCGUCGGUUGAUGAUAUCGAGAUGGAGGAGCACGGGCCGUUGAAGACGGCCGCGACGAGUAGUCCGGCGAUGGAUGAGUAUCGCCGCCUAUCCUCGCGGAAGAGCUGGGUGUCGAGGACGUUUUAUUAAUGGGACUAUUAUAUAUCUCGAAUAAUGUCUAGCCUAAUGUUUGUGUGGAUAAUCGAAUUCUAGCCUUGGGCGGUUUUGUGCUUUGUUGCAUAUCGUCACCACCCCGUCGUAUGCCUGGGGUGGAAUGAGGGGUGGAAUGAGAGGUCUCCCAUUUUUUAAGAACUAUAGCAGAGCCUGGGUGGUACAAAGAUAGUAGUGUCUUCUUGUUCCCCACUCUCCAUAGAAUUGACCGUGCGUGGAAAACAUCGGGUCCUUCAAGGUUCGAAGUUGCGCUCCACCCACGGUAGGCAUCGCGACGCAACAAGAUGCUCCGCUACCCUAGAGACCUCAUGGAGGCUGACUGAUCGAAAGGAUAUGCCAGGGUGAUGACUCGAUUGCGCAAUUCUGGCCGUGUCUUUCCAUCUGCCCUGGAGUCGCCCAUAGCUCGCUCGAUGGGGUUCGGCCGGAGUGGAUGAAGGAUUAGGUGAGGGAGUGAUUUAAAUGUAGAUGAUCAUAAUCCUUUACUAGUAUCAGGUGUACUACAAGAAAGCCUUAUACCGCUAUUACAUUAAUCAAUGGUUGAACUGGCAUUACCUCUCCCUUACCCCUUUACUAUACAUUAAUCGUUAACCUCAACCCUCCAUCCCUCCCUCAAAGCACACCACACACGCACUAUGGAUUAUCUGGCCGAGUAUCUAACUGACAACCUUCGAAACCCCAAACUCCGUAACCCCCUCGAAAACCGAA
This is a messenger RNA of Aspergillus calidoustus, 3549 nucleotides long. The record is from the annotation of a GenBank genome assembly. Lineage: Eukaryota; Fungi; Ascomycota; Eurotiomycetes; Eurotiales; Aspergillaceae.